CCCACAGGUGUGUCUGUACUCCCCGUUGGUUAUCUUAUCCUAACGCCAUUGCCACAUAGACCCAGGAUACCAUGCAGUCUCUUGGAUUGGAAGUGUCAGGGACAGAAAAACUAAUGAAACGGAGCUAUCCUUGUCGCCUUUGUUAGUGUUCGGCAAGUGAGUUUUCCAGUGUAAUGUGCCCCGUGUCAGUACAACUGUACCAGGUCCUAGAAGAGGGGGAGGCACAGGUGGUUAGCUUUCUUGAAAAGUAAAGACACGCUGGCACUAAAGUACCAAGAACCACAGCCUAAGAGGAAGGCUUCUCUCGAUCUUCGUCAAGGUUAAGAGGAGCAAUUGAGACCAUCAUCUGUGGUUUAUGCUGCCAGUUACCAAGGCCACUGGGCCCUUGAUGUGCACAGGUCAGUUCCUAGCUUUGUUUUCUUCCAGAUCCUGGGUGGGGUGGAAGUUUACUACAGAGGUUGAUCUGGUGUGGGGGAGCAAUUGAACUGAAUGUGGAGCUGGUGGCAUCUGUUCUUGGUUACCACAAAUCCUUGUACAUUGGGGGCAUGGACAUCAUAGUAUACCUUAAAAUAGUUGGGACUCCCCCUGCAUCCCUUGGUGCUGCUGCUUGAGCUCGCGGACCGUGACUCUUUUAACCCCUAUCCCUAAUUCCUCUUCACGUCCAUUUGCUUUCCUCUUCCCCCACAGGGUGAUGGGUAACUAUGAGCCUGAUCUCCUGAGGUCAUGCCAGGCAGUCUUGGGGGUAGGUUACUGGCAGGAGAAAUGACUGUUACGAUGCUUCCCCCUCACCCCUGCCUCUUGCUUCCCUGGUCCUGCGGUUAGAUCCCAUUGCUCUCUGUUGCCUUGGUAACGAGCUCUGCAAGAAGAAACUCAAGCUCAGCAAAGCUCCCAGGUUGUCUGCCCUACCAGUCCGCCUCUUGGUGGGCAGAAAGGGAGUACAAAGGGCAGACAGAUCAGCCUUAGGUAGCCUUGCCCCAUCCCCUUCUAGGGUCUGGGCUCAAAGUUGUUUUGCCACCAUCUCACAGUUGUUAAUGAUACCACUCUUGAUAAUUCCAUGCCGCCCCCCCUCCUCUGUGGGGUCAACGCUCAGGCCUACUACCUUGUGGGCGAUCCAGAACAGUAAGAACUUCAAAUCCUGAAGUUGUCUUCCAGCAUUGGCAGCCCACUUGGGUUGGGUUGUCCCUCUGGGGCAGUGAUCCUCAACCCUGGCUAUUUGAAUCACUUGGGGAUCUUUCACGUGUCAUCCUUGUGCAGGGACCAAGCUAAUCUCUAUAUAGCUCCAAUUUUAGUAUAUGUGCUGCUGAAGUGAGCACCACUUGGGGAUCUUUUAAAAAAUACCAGAAACCUUGGCCUUGCCUCAAAGAUUUAACUGGUUUAGAGUGUGGCCUAGGCAUCAGUAUUUUUGAGAAGUUCCCCUGGAUUCCAGUGUGCACUUGGGGCAAGAACCACUGUUCUAGGAGGGCCAUGACUCAGUGCUGGCUUUCCUUCCUGAUUAAAGUCCUUGAACUUAGUCUCUGUCCAAUAUCCUUGAGUAGUUGCAGGGGUGCUGGGGUCUUACUCCCCAAGCUUUCAGUUUCCAGAAGUGUCUGCCUGUUUUAUUUCCAGCCCCCACACCCUCCACACUCCCCAAUUCUUCCCCCUUCCUAACGACAAUCCCAAAUCCUGCCCAGAGAGGAGGUUACCAAGGCAACCAGCUUAAUCUGGUAACUGUGGCAUGUGCUGGGAGUGGAGCCCUCUCGUCUUCUUAUUUGGUUCACAAAAUGCCUGGGGAGCUCCUAGCCACUCCAGCCAGUUUCUCCUCUUAACCCCAGGGAUAGUGGGGUGUCCAAUAAAGGGAGCCCAGCAAGCUGAUACUUGGAUCUCUAUUCCAGCUUCUUAGCCAAAACUGCUCUCUCCCUUUUACUAUUCCCUUUCGAAAUCCACAGAUGGGUGUGCAAAGCUUUAUUUCUGUGAACACAUGCUCUAGCACACAUAGGACCAGAUAUGCACACACAGUGACAUGUGUGUAGUACACACCCUGUUCAGUUCAACCACCACUCCCAGCCUUUAGCAUUCCUGUCCCUGCCUGGUCCCUGCACAGUAAACAGGGGUGGGGCAUUGUCCAAGGAGCUUCAAUCCCUCUGGAACCUGGUGCCACUCCCCCACCUUGUUAUUUUAACCUUGAUGUGUUUACACUGAGUGUGUCUCUACAUCCACACUCCUAAGGGCAGUGUAUCCUUAGGGACAGAAUGCUCCUGGCACAGGCAUCAGGAAUAAAGAUCAUUGAGAGUGCAAAUUGGCACCCCUUUCCCUACUUCAUGGCCAUGUCAGCUCCGGAGGGGCUCUCUAUGCUUAAUGAUGUUGGACGGCAGUUCUAGAGCUUGUCACUCAUCUCCGUGGCCCUGCUGUCUCCUGCUGCCAGCUGGGCUCAGGUGCCCUUAUACUCCUCAUCUCCCGCGCCCCCCUCCCCCCGGCCUCCUCUCUCUUCUCCUCACCCCAACUAGACCUGCCACAACCUGCUGCUCCCUGCCUGGAUCCUACCUGCCUGCCGGUACCUGCCUCUCACAAGCCAGGCCCUCAUCACCUAUUGUGCCCUACCAGAAAGGGCAGAUGGGCACCGCCCCCAGUGCCAAUGCCAAUCCACCCCAGGCCUUUCCAGCCCUUCUUAUAGAAGGAACGUAAAGACCACAAAUAUGGCAACAGAACAUACUGUCGGGGUUGAGAGUGAUGGACACCCAAUCAGCAAUCUUUGUAGGCCUCACCUGAGUACAGGUAAGCCCAAAUUGUGCAAGCCACACACCUGCUCUACUUCUUUGAAAUGAUACUUAAGAGCCCCUGUUACCCCCAAACCAGGACUCACUCUCCAUUGGUAAAUCACUCCAUCACUUUUGCCCUUAUUUCUGCAUCUGCCCUGACGCCAAUCCCAUUCAGCCCCUUACUAUUUCCCCCGAGGCCAGCCCCGGCGCCCAAGUUCAAGCCUCGCGCGGCCCAGGGGGCGGGUCCAGAGAGGGCAGGGGCGGGGACUGGGCGGGGACUGGAGGAGGGGGCGCGGUCUCAGUUCUGCCACCUUCCCCCCUGCCAGGAGCGCAGCCGCCGCCGCCGCCGCCGCCGCCGCCGCCUCCGCCGCGUCCUCUCUCAGCCUUGCGCUCCGCCCGCUGUCUCUGCCGCCGCAGCCCGGCCCAGGAGCGCAGAGCCCGGGGCACUGGCCCCGCAGCCUACCCGCCCUCCGGGCCGCGUGCCGGCUGCAGCCGACAUGGGGGGCCACUAAGAGCGAGCACUCUUUCCCUCUGGCACCUCCCCGGGCCACUGGCCACUGGACCCCGGCCAGCGAGCCUCGGGCACCUCUGGCCCCCAGUCCGGCGCCUGGCACAGCCCUCCGCUCUGCCUCUCAGGCUCUGAGCAUCGUGUCCCCGCCCCCCCCGCCCGCGCCUGGGACACCUGGGUCCCCCGGCGGCCCCGAGGAGAGGGGCGGGGGGGGGGGGCAUGAAGCCGUUGGAGAAAUUUUUGAAGAAGCAGACGUCGCAGCUGGCGGGGCGAACGGUGGCGGGAGGUCCCGGCGGGGGUCCGGGAAGCUGCGGCGGGCCUGGCGGGGGCGGGGGACCUGGCGGGGGCGGCGGUCCAACCGGAGGACUGCGGCCGCUGCAGCGGCGUCAGAGCGUGUCUCGCCUGCUGCUCCCCGCUUUCCUCCGGGAGCCCCCCGCCGAGCCGGGGCUGGAGCCGCCCCCUGAAGAGGAAGGGGGAGAGCCGGCGGGGGUCGUGGAGGAGCUCGGCAGCGGGGGGCCCUGUUGGCUACAGCUCGAGGAGGUGCCGGGGCCCGGGCCGCUCGGGGGAGGGGGGCCCCUGCGCUCCCCUUCCUCGUACUCCUCUGACGAGCUGUCCCCGGGCGAACCCCUGACCUCCCCGCCCUGGGCCCCCCUGGGCGCCCCCGAGCGGCCGGAGCAUCUUCUGAACCGGGUGCUGGAGCGGCUCGCCGGAGGGGCCACCAGGGACAGCGCUGCCUCAGAUAUUCUGCUGGAUGACAUCGUCCUCACCCAUUCUCUCUUCCUCCCCACGGAGAAAUUUCUGCAGGAGCUACACCAGGUCAGUUUUGUUUGGGCAGGAGGCAUGGAGGGCCCUGAGGGGCUGGGCCGGAAGCAGGCCUGUCUAGCCAUGCUCCUUCAUUUCCUGGACACCUACCAGGGGCUGCUGCAGGAGGAAGAGGGGGCCGGCCACAUCAUCAAGGAUCUGUACCUGCUGAUCAUGAAGGAUGAGUCCCUUUACCAGGACCUCCGAGAGGACACAUUGAGGCUGCACCAGCUUGUGGAAACAGUGGAGCUAAAGAUCCCAGAGGAAAGCCAGCCACCCAGCAAGCAAGUGAAGCCACUCUUCCGUCACUUCCGCCGCAUCGACUCCUGUCUGCAGACCCGAGUGGCCUUCCGGGGCUCUGAUGAGAUCUUCUGCCGGGUCUACAUGCCUGACCACUCUUACGUGACCAUCCGCAGCCGCCUCUCGGCGUCUGUGCAGGACAUCCUGGGCUCUGUGACAGAGAAAUUGCAGUACUCGGAGGAGCCUGCGGGGCGUGAGGACUCCCUCAUCCUGGUAGCUGUGGCUUCCUCUGGAGAGAAGGUCCUUCUCCAGCCCACUGAAGACUGUGUCUUCACCACACUGGGCAUCAACAGCCACCUGUUUGCCUGCACGCGGGACAGCUUUGAGGCCCUGAUGCCCCUCCCUGAGGAGAUCCAGGUCUCCCCUGGAGACACAGAGAUCCACCGAGUGGAGCCCGAGGACGUUGCCAACCACCUUACUGCCUUCCACUGGGAGCUCUUCCGAUGUGUGCACGAGCUGGAAUUCGUGGACUACGUGUUCCACGGGGAGCGCGGCCGCCGGGAGACGGCCAACCUGGAGCUGCUGCUGCAGCGGUGCAGCGAGGUCACGCACUGGGUGGCCACCGAGGUGCUGCUCUGCGAGGCCCCGGGCAAGCGCGCGCAGCUGCUCAAGAAGUUCCUCAAGAUCGCGGCCAUCUGCAAGCAGAACCAGGACCUGCUGUCCUUCUACGCCGUGGUCAUGGGGCUGGACAACGCCGCCGUCAGCCGCCUGCGCCUCACCUGGGAGAAGCUGCCAGGGAAAUUCAAGAACUUGUUCCGCAAAUUUGAGAACCUGACAGACCCCUGCAGGAACCACAAAAGCUACCGAGAAGUGAUCUCCAAGAUGAAACCUCCUGUGAUUCCCUUCGUGCCUCUGAUCCUCAAAGACUUGACUUUCCUGCAUGAGGGGAGUAAGACCCUUGUCGAUGGUUUGGUGAACAUCGAGAAGCUGCAUUCAGUGGCUGAAAAAGUGAGGACAAUCCGCAAAUACCGGAGCCGGCCCCUUUGCCUGGAUACGGAGGCUUCCCCCCAUCACCUGCAGACCAAGGCCUAUGUACGCCAGUUCCAGGUCAUCGACAACCAGAACCUCCUCUUUGAGCUCUCCUACAAGCUGGAGGCUAAUAGUCAGUGAGAACAGAGGUGCUGGUCGGCGCCCACCAAGGUCCUCGGGCACCUGGCACUCAAGCACUUUGCACGAUGUCCCAACCCACCCCUGACAUCUUUCCACUGGAGCAACUUCCUACCCCUCCGGAAAGAGUCAGAUGGACUUAACCCCUGGACUCAUAAGCCUGUUCAUCCUGCUGAAGCCCUCUCCCCCUUGCUCCUUCCAGCCAAAACCAUACUCUGCUGGUUCCUGCCCUUGCAGGGAAGGGGGGCAGAGUGCUCCUUCCUCUGUCUCCUCCCAUCGAGGUCUGUUCCAGAGAUGGAGUUUCCAACCUCCUCCCAAGCAGGCAGGAAAGCUGCCCACCCUCCUGUCUCGCAGAGCGGAAUCGUGGGAGGGAUUGGCAGCCUUCCUUUCCCCCCCCGUCCGGCCUUUCCCUGGUCAGGGCUGGGACCCCUGGAUGUACCCCCUGGAAUAUUAUAUCGCCCUUGUGUCUGUGUGUGUGUGUGUGCACCUGUCCCCUUUAAGAAGCAGGAGUGCAUCCGGUAAUUGAGGGAGGGUAUUGUGUGUAGAGGGGUCCUCCUGUUUGGUGCUACCCUGGUCUACUCUGCCCUGCCGUGGUGCGGGAUGCUUUCCCCACCCUCACCACUCCCUGCUCAGCUCCUUUUGCUGCCCUGCAUGCCCAAGCCUGUGGGUGAGGCUCUUUGUGGGGCAGGGGGCAACCUGUCAGCCCUUGGGAGCCCCCACGCAGGCCUCCCCGAGGUCUCUGGGGGGCUCCAAUGAAAGGGUAAAAGAUGCUCAGGGAAACAGGCCUAAGCUGCCUACAGGACGCUCCCUCUGCAUUGUGGGGUGGGAUGUGGUGGUACCAGGAGUUGGAGGUGUCUGGGGCCCACCCUCCUGCUUUAGGGGUGUCUCCUGUUAAGAAUGGAGCUGUCACCCCCCUUCUGGCUCUGGUGGGACACCAACCACAUGGUCUCUAGCCUUCCCCCUGUCUUGACUCCCUCUGGGUCCUCCCCAUCAGAGCUGGGGGGGGUGGACCCCUGUACCCAGAAGUGAGAGGGGAGGCAAUGGCCAAGCCUGUCAAGGUGGAACUGGACUGUGGUGACGCCUUUAAUACCUCUGUGUCUCCCCACCGUCUCCCACACGGGCCUCCAGGGCCGCGGGGCGCAGGGCUCCUGGCAGCUACCGGGUGAGGUUUCCCGGCACAGCCUCACCCCCCUUUUUGGCACCCCCCCUUUCCCUUCUGAAGAGGCAGCGGCGGCAACAGCGAAAACCCCUGCUGUUCCUGUUCCGAGGGUGUACAUAUUUUUUACCAAAAGCUCUGGAAUUGUAAAUCUAUUUUUUAAAACUCCAAGAGGGGAAGAGCCUUGUAUCAUAUGUAAACAUUGUAUCAUAGGUUAUGUUGUACAGUCCCUUUUCUACAGUGGUCCUUCUGGUUCCUGCCACAGAAAUGUGUAUGGGUUCCCCACCCCCAGCCGCACAUACACAGGCACCGUGUGGCCUCCUCCAUCCCCUACAGACAGUGACCAGAGCCCCUGCCCCGCCCGCCCCGCUUCCUCCCUGCGGCGGCCCACGCACACUCCUCUCCCCGUGGCCACCCUUGCUCCCUCCCCGCUCCGCAGCCUGCUCACGCAGCUCCCACAGCCCUCCUCAAGCCCUGGGGUCCGCCGCCGCCCGCCCCUAGCCUUGAUGCCGCCCCGCCGCUCCCCAGCUUUGCUCCCCAGCUUUGCCAGAGUGACCCGCGUGUCCCGGACAGGCUCGGGGGUCUGCAGAAACCGCUGGGGGUGAGAAAAAGCUGAUAAAGUCUAUGAAUCAAGCUGCUUGCUGUUCUCCAUUCUGUUUCUCUGAGGCUGGGGGCAGGGGGUGAGGGAGGGAAGAGGGAAGAGGGGACCCCCCUUUCAGUGCACUGGGUCCCUCAGCAGGGCUGUUCUGGAAUAACUGAAAGUGUGGAUGAGAGGGAAAGGUGCCAACCUCAUGAGACUUGUCAGUGUCUGGCCUGGGUGGCUCAGUCGGUUAAGUGUCUGCCUUCGUCUUAGGUCAUGAUCCCAGGGUCCUGGGAUCAAGCCCGGGAUCGGGCUCCCUGCUGGGCGGGAAGCCUGCUUCUCCCUCUGCCCCUCCCCCCACUCUUUCUCUCUCUCUGAAAAAUAAGUAAAUAAAAUCUUUUUUAAAAAAUAAAAAAAAUAGGGGCGCCUGGGGGGCUCAGUCGUUAAGCGUCUGCCUUUGGCUCAGGUCAUGAUCCCAGGGUCCUGGGAUCAAGCCCCACAUUGGGCUCCCUGCUCGGCGGAAAGCCUGCUUCUCCCUCUCCCUCUCCUCCUGCUGUGUUCCCUCUCUCGCUGUGUCUCUCUCUGUCAAAUAAAUAAAUAAAAUCUUUAAAAAAUAAAUAAAUAAAAAUAAAAAAUAAAAACAGCGGCAAUACCAGUGUCAAUGAGGAUGUGAAGCAAUUGGAACCUUUAUACACCGUUGGCGGGAGCAUACAUUGGUACAGCCGCUUUGGAAACCUGCUUGGCAGUGUCUACCAGAACCAAAUGUACACCUGACCUGUGACCCAGAAUUCCCACUCCCAAGAGAAAUCAGUGCUUGUGUCUACCGAAAGACAUGGACAGCAGUGAUCACAACAGUUUCAUUAACGACAGUGAACUGGAGAAAGCUCAGCUGUCCUUCAACAGGUGAAUGGAUAAAUCAAGCGUGCUAUCUUCUUACAGUGGAAUACUACAUAGCAAAAACAAAGAACAAACAACUACCCGAACGACUGAAUCUCAGACAUAACAUUGAGUAAAAAAACAAAACAAAACAAAAAACCCCGAAAAAAACCAGACACAUAAGACUACAAAUUGUAGGAUUCUUUUUAAGAGAAGUUCAAGAGCAGACAAAAUUAAUCUAUGGGGAUAGAAGUAAAAAAUAGGGGUUUCUUGAUGGGCAGGGGAGAGUACUGACUGGGAAGGGGCAUGAAGAAGUCCUCUGUAGUGGUAAAAAUGUUCUAUAUCUUGACCUGAGUGUGUGUGUGUGUGUGUGUGGUAUGCUCACCGAAUUGUGAGAUUUAUACAUUUCACUGUAGGUAUAUCUCAACUAAAACAAUUCAGAUCAUAACACUCCUGUUUCCAAUAACACAUUAAAAAUCAAAGUCCUCCCUCUCUGACCACCUCUCCUACCCCCCUCCUCUCACUCACCCCCCCAACAGUCACAUUGACUGCUUUACCGUUCCUAAACUCCUCUAACACCCAUUCCUGUGUCAGGGAAUCACUUUUGCUCUUUCCUGAGCCUUCCCUGACCACGCUGACCCCAUCUCACCCAUCCCUCCCUCUCUGUCCCCUACCCCCUGUAUUGUCUUCAAGGUACUCAUCACCCCCAACAUCAUACAUACUUCUCUGUUUUUUCUUCGUGCCUCCGCUCCUACAAGAAUGUUAGGUCUCAGCUCCAUGGAUGUCUUGUUUGCUAUCCAGAGCCUAGAACAGUACCUGGAACAGAGAAGGCAUUCAAUACGUACUUGCUGAAUGAAUAAAUUAGGUUGGUUGAAAUAGGAGCUGUAAGUGCAGACAAGACACAAGCUGACAAGCCCUCUAGGAAUUGAGCCAAAGAGAUUCACUACUGGUCUGGGGAUAGGAGGUGGGGGACAGUAAAAGAAAGCUUCUUGGAAGAGAUGACCCAGGACUUAAAGCAGGUUUGAUGGCCAAAGUGUGAAGUGGGAAGUCAGGGAUGAGGCACUGGGAGACACUGCUCAGCACUGGGAGCUGCCCCUGCCCUGUGGACUGGUCACGAGGGGAGCUAGAUGUGUGGGGGCUGGACAGGUUCUGCCCUCCUCAAAGGGUGCUGGUCCCACUCUGGAGGAUUCCAUGCCCUGGGGCAGGAUCAUAGGGGCCAUUCCUUUCUGUCCCUACUCCUAUACCCCUGGGAGGGCAGGGAAAGUGGUAUGGGUUAUUCCCCUCAUCCCCAUCUUGGCCAUCUUCAGACCCAUCAGUCCUCUGCUCCCCUUCAGGGGUGAUGAUGAGAAUUGACAUUUGGAAGGGUGUCCUUUACCACCCACUAUGCUUGGCUUUACGUGCGUUCUCUCAUUUAGUUCUCCCAACAAAGAGGUUGACUCUAUCAGUCUCACUUUCCAGAUGAGAACUGAGGUCACGAGGAAUUUCUCAUCAGAUGCAGAGAGGCCAACUCUCAUAGCUAGCAAGAAUUUGAACCCAGUUAUUCUGACUCCAGAGCCCAUGGUUUAAGGUCUGCACAAUCCCCACAAGCUUGAAUAACUAAGAAAUGUCCACCUUGCACUCACCAGACUGCAGUGGCCACCUGACUAUAGCUGGGGGGUGGGGACACUAUCCUUUCUUGUCCCUUCCUGCACUCUGCCUGAGUUCUGCCUCCCUGUGUGGAGAGUGGCCAAGACACAAGACGUGGUCAAGGGCUCUGUGGGCUGUGUGGGGAGAGGACGACCUUACUUAGUAGCAUUGCACAUCCUAGGCUGCUCUAGCAGUGAACAAAAGGGUGCAAAUGAUUUGGAGUGGUCAGAGGACCAGCCUAGGAAGAUGCCCUCCUGAUCAGGUGUAUAGAGAGCAGAGGGGAGAAUUUAAGCAGUGCCCUUUGAAUCCACUAGGUGUCACCACCAAGAUUACUUACUUUCUCUUAACGCUUGGGGAUAGAGGAGGGUAGAGUAUUUCUUGGGGGAAUACUGAAUCUCUCUCUCUCUCUUUUUUUUAAAAAAUUUUUUAUUGUUAUGUUAAUCCCCAUAAUACUGAAUCUCUCUUACUGAAUCCCCAUGGCAUGAGUCAGAAGGUUGACCAUCCCUGACUUCCCAUUUGUAUCUUUCAUUCUCCUCUUUCUUUUUUUUUAAAUUUUAUUUAUUUAUUUGACACACAGAGAGAGAGAGCACAAGUAGGCAGAGCCAUAGACA
Mirounga angustirostris (Northern elephant seal) is the source of this 10300-nucleotide messenger RNA. It is a transcript of the gene RAPGEFL1, whose product is annotated as Rap guanine nucleotide exchange factor like 1. Bases 3463 to 5454 code for a protein of 663 amino acids. Gene Ontology annotation, molecular function: guanyl-nucleotide exchange factor activity. Gene Ontology annotation, cellular component: plasma membrane. The record is from RefSeq and is a predicted model, not a curated record. Gene Ontology annotation, biological process: positive regulation of GTPase activity; Ras protein signal transduction. The transcript has 15 exons. Lineage: Eukaryota; Metazoa; Chordata; Mammalia; Carnivora; Phocidae.